Loxodonta africana (African savanna elephant) is the source of this 4887-nucleotide messenger RNA. RefSeq names its product phosphatidylethanolamine binding protein 4 (gene PEBP4). NCBI's taxonomy places the organism in Eukaryota, Metazoa, Chordata, Mammalia, Proboscidea, Elephantidae. Bases 84 to 812 code for a protein of 242 amino acids. The record is from RefSeq and is a predicted model, not a curated record. The transcript is spliced from 7 exons.
GGUAUUCUUGUCCGGUUGGCAGAUUAGCUGCUGCAGCCCCAAGCAACUGCCUGCCUUUCUCCUUCUACUUAGCCGAGGUGCCCAUGAGGUCAACAAUGAGGCUGGCCACAGCAGUCCUGUUACUGGGUCUAAUCAUAGUGGUCACUGGAAGGCAGGAAGAAAAUGAUCCAUGUGUCUCUGAAGCCCUCUCCAGCGAGGACGCCCUUUUAUGCAGGGGCCUUGAAGUUUUGUACCCAGAGGUGGGGAACAUUAGCUGUAUGUAUGUUCCUGACUGCAGCAACUACAGAGAGAAGAUCACCCACUGGCCGGAGCCCAUAGUCAAGUUCCACGGGGCCUUAGAGGAUGCAAAGUAUAUCCUGAUCAUGGUGGAUCCAGAUGCCCCCAGCAGGUCUUCUCCCAUAGCACGCUUCUGGAGACAUUGGCUGGUGACAGAUAUCAGAGGCACUGAUAUGAAGAAUGGGAGGAUCCAGGGCCAGGAGCUGACACCCUACCAGCCUCCCACCCCACCAGCACAGACUGGCUUCCACCGCUACCAGUUCUUUGUCUAUCUUCAGGAGGGAAAGAUCAUCUCUCUCCUUCCCGAAGAAAAUGACUCCCGAGGCGCUUGGAAUAUGGAGAGAUUUCUGAACCGCUUUCACUUCAAUGAACCGGAAGCAUCCACCCAGUUCUUGACCCAAAACUACGAGGACUCGCCAGCCCAGUCUCCUGGAGGAGGUGGGAAUGCGCCUAAGGGCAAAGCAGAGAUAACUGCAUCCCAGGCCUUAGGUUCCCUCUUCCAGGUGUGUGCCUACCUCCAAUGGGCUGGCCUCUGAAUAAGGAACCACUUAUCUUUCAGAUUAAAGGAAAACAAAAUAUCAUCCAAGGUUGUCUCAUUUGGUGUUUUGUUUCCUUACAUGUCUUCAAAAACCAACAAGAGAAAAUCAAGCAAUGCCUGGCACUGGGGCUUGGAGCUCUAUAGUAAAUGCAAGUGGGGGGGAUGGGGCUGGGGAUAGAUUGUAGGCAGGAAGAGGGUAGGGACCUUUAGCUCUGAACUGUCACUGAGUCACUGUGUGCCCUUGAGCAAAAUCACUUAUUCUCUCUAACGUUCCGCUUCCUCGGCUGUGAAACUGAGGUGGGAAGAAGAGGCAGAGUACAGCUGGUGUAUCGCCAUGGUCCUUUCCAGCUCUGACAUUCAACAACAUUCAUUUAACAAGUAUUGUUGCUACCUAUCAUGUGCCUGACCUUCUGCUAGCUGCUGGGGAGAUAUCAGAUAAACAGGGCAGACAAGAUAUGGUACUUGCCUCACAGAGCUUACACUCUAGCUGGGGAGAGAAACAGGCAUCAGACUAACGCAAGCAAAUUAUAACAAACUGUGAUAAGUGCUAUGAGUGUGUAAAAGGGGGCUGAUUUUUGAUGGAGGGGGAGGGCUGAAGGCUCAGGCAAGGCCUCUCAGAGGAAAUGGUGUUUAAAUUCAGGACGGAAAGGCUGGGUAGGGUUAACUAAGUGUCUUAGUUAUCUCGUGCUGCUAUAUCAGAAAUACUACAAGUGGACGGCUUUACCCAACAGAAAUUUAUUUUCUCACAGUUUAGGAGGCUAGAAAUCUAAAUUCAGGGUGCUGGCCCUAGGUGAAGGUUUUCUCUCUCUGUGGGCUCUGGAAGAAGGUCCCUGUCCCUUCCAAGCAUCUGCUCCUGGAACAUCUUCAUGUGGCUUGGCAUCUCUCUUCCCCCAUCUCUGCUUGUUUCACUUGAUUUUUUUAAUCUCUUUUAUAUUUUAAAAAAGAUUGACUCAAGAUACACCCUACCCUAAUCCUGCCUCAUUAACAUAACAAAGAUAACCGAUUCCCAAAUGGGAUUAUAACCACAGGCACUAGGUUAGGAUUGACAACACAUAUUUUGGGAGGACAAAAUUCGAUCCAUAAUGCUAAGUGAGUGACAGCAGGGCUGAAGAGCAUUCCAGAGAGAGGAAACAGCACCUGCAAAGGUCCUGUGGCUGAAAGGGACAUGCAUGACAUGUUCCCUUAAGUCAAAGGCCAGGAGAUUGAAGGGAAGAAUUCAAGGAGGAGACUGGCUGAAGAGGUGGCAAAAGACCACAACAUGCCAGGCUUUGCAGCGAUCUUCAAGUUUUAGAGUGGCGGGUGCAGCGGGGAGAAGAAUGGCGUAAUCCGAUUUAUGCUUUUGAGAACGCUACGAAUAAUCCCCAGGCUAUUCCUUUUCUCCCAGGAAAGGAAUUUUGGCAUCUAACUCCCCUGGACCUCCUCUGGAGGUCACUUGGCUCUCCGACCCCAACCUCUGGGAGAGACCUCUCUGUUAUGGUCUCACAGCCUGAAUCAUGCAUGGCUCCCCAAGCCACCCCCAACCCCUACUCUUCCCAGCUCCAGUCCUCUCAGUGCCUCCUCCCAAUUUCCCCCUCAGCUCAGCUUCCCUCCAAGAGUUAAUAACCCCCCUCUCCUUGGCUAGGGUGACUCAUGUGCACACAGGGCUUUGAGAUCCCCAGAUGAAAGGGGCAGGCUGCAGCUGGGCACGGGGUUAUUACCUUCUUAGCACCAUGGUAUGUUCAAUUGCCUCAUAUGCACGCAGAAGUGGAACAAUGAAUAAGGAAAACUGAAAAAGAAUUGAUGCCUUUGAAUUAUGGUGUUGGCUGUAAAUAUUGAAUAUACCAUGGACUGCCAGAAGAAUGAACAAGUCUGUCUUGGAAGAAAUACAGCCAGAGUGCUCCUUGGAGUGAGGAUAGUGAGACGUCAGCUCACGUACUUUGGACACGUUGUUAGGAGAGACCAGGCCCUGGAGAGGUACAUCCUGCUUGGUAAAGCAGAGGGUCAUCAAAAAAGGGAGACUCUCAACUAGAUGGAUUGAUACAGCGGCUGCAACAAUGGGCUCAAACACAGCAACAAUUAUGAGGAUGGCACAGGAGCAGGCAGUGCUUCGUUUUGUUGUACGUAGGGUUGCUAUGAGUCAGAACCGACUCGAGGGCACCUAACAACAACGCCAUGCUCCACAUUCGCUGAGAGGCAGAGGAGCUCUGAUCCAGGCUUAGCCCUCUUGUAGCUAGUUGGAAAAUUUUAGCCUUGGGGAGCUGAAUAACGCAAUAGAGUGGGAGACUGAGUUUGUGAAUGGGCUCCCCACUCCCACUAAUAAACUCGUUCUCUGCCCAGGUGAUGGACACCAAAUCCUUGUUUUCUAGAACAGCAUUUGAUACCACCCCAAAGCAAAAGGAAUCCUAGGCCACAGGAACUCCUGAAGCUCCUCCCUCCCUUCUACCCCACCAGGCAAAACAUGCGAGAAAAGCUAAAAUAAGAAGGGAAAAGGAAGAGUCCAUUUGCAAUGUCAUAGAAGGCAGCCUCCAAAGGGACUUUCUGGGUAUGUGUGAACCUCACACUCCCUGGGGCCUUCUCCCCAGCCCCCACCUCCACCAGACAGGAGUGUAAUUGGCAGCUCCGGUUGGUGCCCAGGGCCGGGAUAAAUAGAAGGUCAGCUUCCUCAAGCAGCCCCAAAUGGAGACAUAUCCUCCCCUCUUCUGCUUUUAAUUCCUUGUGGCUAGCAUGUUUAUUUUGGGUGAGGAAAAAAAAAUCGGAUGUUUAUCCUUCGAGGAAAUUAUCGGCUUGCUUUCAUUCCUUUUUUUUUUGCCCCCCACCUUUCUAGUCCUCUGGUGUUUUGGGCUUUUAGUUCAGUUGCAGGAGAGAUCCCCACCCUCCUGCCCCCAAAAUGUGAAGAUAAAACAAAGCUGACCCAGGCUAUAGGCCAAAGCCGUUCCUUCCACAGGUCGAUCCCUGGAAGCCACAGAGAACGAGGUCCCAGUGGCAGAGAGGGGAAUCCUGGAAGCCAGGGAGACAUUGGGGGAAACCCACUCUGGACUCAAUUUUCUGCUGCAAAACUCCUUGAGCCUUUCACCCCUUUCUUUUCACUGGCUUCUCUAGGGAGAAACAAGAGGACAAUGCGAGUUGCUUUGAGAUCUGUAACGAAACAGCUAAGGAAAAUAUAAGGGAGUGUUAAUGACCCCUUUACAGGGAGAGAGAGAACAGACGUGAUUAUUACCAUCAUCAUUAGCAGAUACCAUUUACUGAGCACUUUCUACAUACCAGGCACUGUGCUGAGUGCUUUGCACGCAUGAUCUCCUUUACUGCAUUCCUAUACUGCUUCACAGCUCACAGGGGUUUCCUACAUAUUACCUCAUGCAUUUGUCACAACAACAUAAUAAUGUCAGUGCCAUUAUUCUCAUUACAUAGAUGAGACUCUGAUAAGCUAAAUAACCUACUCCCUGUUUCCCAACUAGUAAUGGUGGAAUCUGGAGUUAACUCAAGUCUUCUCACUCCUAGUAUUAGAGGUAAGCAGCACUCUAAUUUUACUCUCUGGCCUACAUAAAACGAAUACCAGGCCUUCUAUUUACUCGGGAGCUGGACUGAGCCAAAAUAGGGAGAGCUAGAAGUUCCAGAAGAACCUAAAGGAGGCUCCCCCAAGCGUCUGCCCUUCCUCCAACUUCGGCCAUCUGGACCAAGUGUGAUUUGUGGGGCUUUGGGAUAUUCAUGGGGCAAGGAACCAGUUCAGUCCAGAACCAUUACCACCACCGCCAUCACCACCCCCACCCCUGCCCAAGGCCCAGACCAUGGAACCACCCCUCUCCUCCCAGAAACACACCUGUGUGAUAAGUGCCCUUAGGUAGGGAAGCAAGGUGGGAAAGGAAGGAAAGCCAUGUAGGAAAACUCCCUGAUGUUGAUGAGGGGGAUGAUGAUAAGGACAGUGAUGACUGUGAAGAGGAGGAAUCCAGCUUAGGGCUGAGCAGCCAUGGGAUGGGAAGAAAACCUGGUAUAUGCAUUAAGUGGUGCAGUUUUAAAAGCACAGGUUUUCUUACUAAAAAAAAAAAAAAAAAACACUAGCAGACCUAAAUUCACAUCUAAUUUCCACUACUUAAUAA